GAGAUGCCAGUACAAUGUUCCGCGUGGGGAUCCUCGAGGAUCAUCCUGCUAUAACGUGGCCAUGGCGUAAUGAAAGAAGAAGAAUGCAGCACGGCAAAGGAGGCUAGAUGAGCCCCAACUUUCAGAGAGGGGCGUGUGCAGAUCACCAAGAAACUGUUCGCGAAGCACAAAACCGCACAUCUCUGAGAGAAAACGAAAGUGGAAACAAGCACGUGUGUGGAAGAAUACGCGGUCCAUACCUGGUCCGCCAUUUUGGCGGUAUGGUCCUUUGGGCCACUAUACUAUUCCUACAAGGAGCUGGUUUCGUAGGCUCGGUGACAGGUAUUCCUGGUGUUCCGGAAAAUAUAACGGUGAUGUUCCUGAAUCCGACAUCUGUCCGCGUUUCUUGGAGUACCAGUCAGGUCGAACAAGUCGAAAAAUACGACGUCACGUAUAAACCAACCGAUGCCAGGAAACACAACGACAGUUACAGGGUGGUGGCGGUGGUCGCAGGAAAUAGCGAAGCGGUUACACUGAGCGGACUCAGGGCUGAUACGCAGUAUCAGCUGGUCGUCACUGCUGUCAGAGCCGGUAAAAAAUUCCGGAGUCGACCGAUCGUCUUCCGCACACUUGAGCCACCGCGAACAUCCCCUCAACAAGAUGCAACGGUAACUGGCGGCCCACUUCCACCCCCUCCACCUUCUUCUCAACAACCACAACCUGACAUACAAGUUCGUGGCGUAGAAGUGGGCAUAGUGGUGUUGGUGUUGAUGUUUUGGGUGGGCGCGAUAGUGCUGUUCUUCAAUCGUUGGGGAAAGAUUCGCAUGUUGCUGCCAUACCAACCUGAUUAUAAGGAACAAUUGAAGGUUCCAGGGACUGGGGUAUGCACAGCGGCAAACGCCGCGUACACGCAACACCCGACUCAACACACUUGCUCUCAGCAUCUGCACUGGUCGAGCCAUCACGUGGACUCUUUGGAUAGCGGAGGUGGUUUGGGAUGGCCGAGGACCUCGAGGCCGCGCGUAAACAGCGCAAUAGACGUGGCCGGCUUCCUAUCCCAGGAAUUUUUACGACGGCACGGUUCAACGUCGAAAUUGUGUCGGAAGGUUCGCAGUGCAGAUAACUUGCCACUCGCGUCGACAAAUCGACAGCAAGAUCAACGAAAUUCAAAAGAAGAGGGUAUCGAUGGCGAUAAAGAGUCGUUCCUGAAGCCAACUCAAGAGGAGAGAACGGAAGAUUUGGAGUCGAAAAGACAGAGCAGCCUCGAAAGUGGCCCGAAAGAUACUCCGGAGGUGUUGUUGCUCGAUCCAAAUCACCAACAACAGUCUUCAAGGGAUUCCCCGGUGACGUCUUCAUCGUCGUUCGUUAGUCGACGUUUCGGGGGAUGGCGCGCCAGCGGAAGUCACGAAUAUGUUCGGUGUCCUGUACGACAACCUGCUUCCAUGGAUGAACGGUGUUAUCGGCGAUCUUGCGAUACCGACGCUCGUCUAGCCCGCUAUCAUCAUUAUCAUCGACGUGCCGGGAUCGAGCGGCAUUCGAAGAGCUGCGACUACUCGAGGCGUACACCCGAAUCGAGCAUCGAGGUCCAACAUUUUGGCCUGCCCAUACUUAGCGUCAGCGAGCCCAGUCCACCGGAUGAAAACGACCGCGUCGACGAUUAUUUGUAGGACUUGCUUGCCGAGGACUUCCUAAAGGAGCUCCUCGUCUGAUCCCACAUGCUCAUCCCAUUACUUCGUGCAAUUCGAAAGCAAAAGUCGUGCACCGAAGGUAAACUCACGAGAACACAACACGCUUUUUCAAACAUACGGACAUGAAAACGU
This is a messenger RNA of Habropoda laboriosa, 1799 nucleotides long. RefSeq lists its product as uncharacterized. Gene Ontology annotation, molecular function: protein binding. The record is from RefSeq and is a predicted model, not a curated record. Lineage: Eukaryota; Metazoa; Arthropoda; Insecta; Hymenoptera; Apidae. The transcript has 11 exons. Bases 108 to 1646 code for a protein of 512 amino acids.